Messenger RNA from Serendipita indica DSM 11827, 1113 nucleotides. NCBI's taxonomy places the organism in Eukaryota, Fungi, Basidiomycota, Agaricomycetes, Sebacinales, Serendipitaceae. The record is from the annotation of a GenBank genome assembly.
AUGAGUGCGUCGACCCGGCUUGAUGAUGGUGCCCGUGGAAUUGUGGAAAUGUUGUUCUGUACAUCGUUAAUCGCCCUUGUCGGUGCUGCGGAUCAACCACAAUCCAGUCCGCGGAAGCUCCAGAUAGUAAACACAAAGAGAGGUUCUACGAUCUGCGAGCUCCUAUUCCCGUCAUCAAUCCUCGCUGUCAAGUUGAAUCGGAAGACGUUGGUCAUCGUCCUAGAGACGGAGAUUUAUAUUUAUGACAUCUCUAACAUGAAACUAUUGCAUGUUAUUGAGACGGCCCCAAACCCGGAGGCCAUCUGCGCGCUCUCGCCAUCAUCGGAGAACUCAUACCUUGCAUACCCAUCCACUGUCCCAUCAGGCGCUCUUCCUACGGCCAGCGCCUCGUCCAGCGCCUCUACAUCGACGUCGCAGACCGGCGACGUACUCAUCUUCAGCACUGCGACUAAGACGGUCGCCAAUGUCAUACAAGCACACAAGGCUCCCAUAUCGUUCCUUUCCAUCAAUUCGACGGGCACCAUGCUCGCCACUUCGUCAGACAAGGGCACGGUCAUUCGUGUGUGGUCGCUGCCGGGUGCUGAGAAACUCUACCAGCUCCGACGAGGAACGCGUGAAGUGAGAAUACAUUCCAUCACGUUCAACGCCAUGUCGACGUUGCUCGCCGUCUCGUCCGCCCAUGAUACCGUCCACAUUUUCAAACUCGGUCAGCGUGGAGCGGGAGCAUCGAAACGACCUGCAACGGAUACUGUGAGCUCUAAUGGAUCGGUAGAAAGUCGAGAAGGUCAAGCGAUGGAUGGUGGCUAUGAGGCAUAUGCGGAAAGCAGGAAGCAAGGCGGUUUAGCUUCGUCCCUCAAACGUCGUUCUCAGCUCGUGACGAAGCAGCUUACGUCGUCUGUGGGUGGUUAUCUGCCCAACGCCGUGGCAGAAAUGUGGGAGCCUGCGAGGGACUUUGCAUGGCUAAAGCUACCCUCGUCUGGAACACGAUGUAUCGUGGCACUGAGCGGGACGAUGCCACAAGUCAUGGUCAUCUCUUCCGAAGGAUACUUUUACUCUUACAAUAUUGACCUAGAGAACGGGGGCGAAUGCGCGCUCAUGAAGCAAUACAGGUAA